AUGGGAGCUAAAUUAGACGUUCCAAAGGGAUAUGGUCCUUAUGUAUUUCGUAUACAUGGACAAGUGUAUCAUGAUACAUACUCUCUUCAUCCUGAUGAUGGAGAUAAUCGAAAAUAUGGUCAAUUGUAUAUUCUUGAUACUGAUGAAGCGGUGAUGGAACGAUUGAAUAAUGAAUGUAAUAAAAAAUGUUUACAAUUACUAAUGACUGAAAUAGAUAUUUUACUUAGAGAUAUUAAUAUUUAUGCAAAGUCAUUUAAAAUGAUGAAAGAAUUGGAAUUGGAAGAAGAAGCAAGGGCAAAAUUAAUGAAUGAGUGUCCGAGAAGCAUUCAAAUGUGGUUUAAACGUGAUCCAAAAUUUUCUCAAAGCAAAUAUAAUGUUCCGUCUUGCAAUGAAGUAGCAGUUAUAUUUGUUAGCGAAGAUGGUGAGCCUCCAAUUGAACGUGAUAUAUGUAUACAUCCAAGGGGUUCUAAAAGUAUUCCAAUUAGUAGUCUUAGCACACAUGCCGAUCCCAUGACAUAUCCUUUAAUGUUUCCGUCAGGUGAUCCAGGAUGGACUGUAAAUAUGAAACAUACUGAUGGUGUUCGUAAUAUUACUCCUUUACAAUUUAUAUGUAUCGCUUGUCUUAUAGAGGAACAUUUAAUCCAUGUUUACAAAUGGAAAAAACUUCGAGCUGAAAUGUACUGUGGAUUAAUGGAUUAUAUGAAUAAUAAAGCAACACAAGAAAAUAUUCGACCAGGGAAAAUGAUUAUUUUACCUUCUACAUUUACUGGAGGACCACGCGCUUAUCAACAAUGUUUUAUGGACGCUAUGCGAUUAGUUCAAGAAUUUGGAAAACCAGAUUUAUUUAUUACAAUGACAUGUAAUCCAAAAUGGCCUGAGAUUAUGGAAAAUUUAUUGGAUUCGGAAACUGCAUCUGACCGACCAGAUAUUGUUGCCCGAGUUUUUCAAAAGAAAGUAAAAGAAUUAAUGUGUGAAUUAAAAGAUAAACAAAUUUUUGGUCCAGUCAUUGCUUAUGUAUAUGUAAUAGAAUUUCAAAAGCGUGGAUUGCCUCAUGUACAUUCAAUAAUUUUUUUAGAUAAAAAGUUUGCUAUUCGUGAUGCAGAAACUGUAGAUAAAAUAAUAUGUGCAGAAAUUCCUGAUGAGAAAAAGAAUCCAGAACUUUAUAAAAUUGUGAAGCAGUUUCAAGUUCAUGGACCUUGUGGAAAGCAAAAUGUACAUUCUCCUUGUAUGAAUCCUGAAACAAAAUUAUGCACGAAAAAUUAUCCUAAACCAUUUUCUCCAAAAACAAAUUAUGAAUCAAAAAAUUAUCCGGAGUAUAGACGGAGAAAUGAUGGCAAAAAAAUUAUUUUUUAUAAUAGAGACGGGUCAAUUAAAUGCACUGCUGACAAUUCGAUGAUUGUAUCAUAUAAUCCGUAUUUAAGUAAAAAAUUUGCAUGUCAUAUUAACUUAGUAGCAUGUGGUAGUACAGGUGGUAUUAAAUAUUUAUUUAAAUAUUGUUAUAAGGGACAUGAUUAUGCAAUAGUUGGUUAUAAAGAUGAUAAUCAAGUAAUGCAUUAUGAUGAAAUUCAAAAUUAUUUAAAUACACGGUAUGUGUGUCCACCAGAAGCAAUGCAUAGACUUUAUGAAUUCAAUAUGCACGAGCAAUCACAUGCAACAUAUAGAUUAGCUGUACAUUUGCCUAAUCAACAAUCAAUAUGUUUUCAAGAAGGAAUGGAACAAACUGCAAUUGAGAAAUUUAAAAAUACAAUGUUGACAGCAUGGUUUCAGUUAAAUAGACAAGAUCCUGAAGCACGCAAAUAUUUGUACUCUGAAAUACCACAUAAGUAUGUUUUUGUUGAGUCAUCUAAAACUUGGAAAAAACGAGAACGAAUUACAAAACCUAUAAUUUGCCGAAUGUAUUUUGUAAGUCCAAAAGACAUUGAAAGAUAUUUUUUGAGAAUUUUACUACUUUAUGUACGUGGUGCUAAAUCGUUUGAAGAUGUGAGAACAUAUGAAGGUAUUAUAUAUAAUACUUAUACAGAAGCAGCACGUGCAAGAAAUUUGAUGGUAGACGAUAACGAGUGGGAUAAUUGUUUGACUGAAGCCGUGAGUAUGAAAUUUCCUAAAGAACUAUGUCGUUUAUUUGCAUAUAUAUGUGUGUUUGGUUUACCCGUGAAUGCUGUUGAUUUAUGGAAUAAGUUUAAAGAACACAUGAUUUUUGAUAAUAAUUUACCUGUGGAAAUAUCGCUUCAAAAAUCAUUACUUUUAAUUAAUGAAGUAUUUAAUUUUCAUGGAUUUACAUUACAUCAAUUUGGUUUACCAAACAUCGAUCUAAAAAUUCUUGAAGAUUAUAGUUCUGUUGAUAAGGAAGAUAAUGCGUUAACAUUACAAUUGCUAAAAGAAGAAGCUAAUAAUCUUAUUGAAAGUUUGAAUGAUGAACAACGGCAAGUUUUUAAUGAUGUUAUGAUGGCCGUACAUAAUGAUGAAUAUGAUAGUAGAUAUUUUUUUCUUGAUGGGCCUGGAGGAAGUGGUAAAAGCUAUUUACACAAUACUAUUAUUACUACAGUCGAAAGUGAGGAAAUAGUAGUUUUAUCAGUUGCUUGGACUGGUAUAGCGGCUAAUCUUCUAAAAGGAGGACGAACGUCACAUUCUAUGUUUAAAUUCCCUAUACCAAUCAAUGAAGAUUCAACAUGUAAUAUAAGUGGAAUGUCGAAACAUGCUGAACUUUUAAGGAGUGCAAAAAUUAUUAUUUGGGAUGAAAUUUCAAUGGCCCCAAAAUAUGCUUUACAAGCAAUGGAAUCCAUGUUAAGAGAUAUUACAAAAUGUAAUAAACCGUUUGGAGGUAAAGUUAUUUUGCUUUCAGGUGAUUUUAGGCAAACUUUGCCAAUUGUUCCGCAUGGUAGUCGCACUCAUAUUGUUGAGGUUUGUGUAAAAAAUAGUAAAUUGUGGAAAUACUUUGAAACUAGAUCUUUAAAUGUUAACGUUAGAUUACAUGAUAAUCAAGUAGAGUUUUCAAAUUGGUUAUUGAAUGUUGGUGAUGGCAAACCUCAAAGUACGUUUGAAAAAGAAAAUGAUGUAUUAGAAAUUCCACAAGAUUUGAUAUCGAAUGGAAAUUUAAUUGAUGAAAUAUAUGGAUCAUCGAUAAAUCCAAAUGAUGUGAAUGUUUAUUCUUCUUGUAUUCUUUCAUUGACUAAUUCAGAAGUAUUAGACAUGAAUGAUCGUAUUUUGUCAAAACUAGAAGGAGAAGAAGUAAUUUAUUACAGUGUUGAUUCACAUAUAGCUGAUGAUGAUGAAAAAAAUCUGCGGGAGGAAGAGGCAGCGAGCAUUCUAGAAAUGGAGGAGGAGGUCAGCAAGAUGCUGAAGUCCUGUGAAGUCCAGAAGAAUGUCAAUAGGACAAUCAAGGAUGGACUCAAAAGCUUAACAUCGCUCAUAAGGGACGUAAAGGAGAAGCACGCAGCAGCUGCGAAAAAGGACGAGAGUUUCUACCAGGGUUUGACCUGGUCUGAAGAAGCUAGACAAGAUCGCAGAGCUAGACGAGAUCGCUGUAACGCAAUCGUGUUGAGAAACGUCGUCUUGGAUGCUCAGAAGCGGAAGAGAAGUGAUCCUGAGCCUGCGAAGGAUCCAAAAAGGAAAAAGGAGAAGAAACCAAAAAAGACUGGAGGCAAGGGGAACAAAACGGUUCCAAAGCCAGACCAGGUCAAGAAGGGAAGAGCCACAGUGAUCGUUAAAGUGGCCGAAGGAAAGACUUUCGCUGAAGUGCUGGCGAAGGUUCGAAGGGAGGCUGACCUGGAGGCCAGCCAGACAAGGAUUGUGGAAGCUUUACCCACUAAAAAGGGAGACCUUCUCAUUAAAAUUGGAGGGUCUUCAAACAAGAAGCUGUUCACCGAGGAGGUGACAAAGGUGAUCGGCGAUUUGGGUAAGGUGCAGAUGGCGGAUCGGCGAACUACGCUGGAAAUCUGCGACAUGGAUGCCCUUACUGAGAAGAAAGAUUUUGAGGAUGCCCUGGAGAAAGUUUCCACAGUUCCAGCUGGAAGCAGAAAGGUGACGGUCCUUGGGCCAAAUAAGCGAGGAGUGAAACUCGCUGUUGUGGUCACCAGCCAUGAAGAUGCUGAUAAGCUGGAGAAGAUAGGUCGGCUGCGUGCUUUAAGUGCGGAGAAGCCGGCCAUAAGGCAGCAGACUGUAAGAAGAGCCCAUGCUGCUUCUUAUGCAAGGCGAAGUUCGGCGAAAAGGAGAACAUCCAACAUGUCGCCGGAUCAGGGAGUUGCAAGGUCUUCAGAACUGCCCUCGAGGAAGCAAAGAAGACUUUGUCAAGGACAAGGAGAAAAUAAGGCCAGAACAAGAGCGGCACGGGAGAGUUGCGCCAGCGACUACAUGGAACCAUUCAUCUACGAAGUCUGA
Molecule: messenger RNA, 4377 nt
Organism: Leptopilina heterotoma
Lineage: Eukaryota; Metazoa; Arthropoda; Insecta; Hymenoptera; Figitidae
Exons: 4
Coding region: 1-4377 (1458 amino acids)
Biological process (GO): DNA repair; telomere maintenance
Molecular function (GO): DNA helicase activity
Source: RefSeq, a predicted model, not a curated record